GGGUUGGGGAAUCUCCUUCCUUUUCCUUCCUCCUCCACUGCCUCGCUCGCUAGAUAGAUAGAUAGAUAGAUAGAUAGAUAGAUAUAACAGGCCAUGCCGGCCGGCUAGCCUCCCAGUCCCAGCAGAGACCAGAGCUUCUUCUUCUUGGCCUUCUCUGCUUCGCUGUUCUUGUUCUUGAGAUCGCGCUUUCUGACCGGGGAGUGCCGUGCCGGAGAUCCUGAAAAGAGAUUGCGCGCGAGAAGGGGGGAAACAUCGGCUUGAACCUUCACCGACAACAGGUACUAACCGAGGCAUGGACAGGGAGCAGAUGAGGAUGGCCAUCCUGAACCAAGAACGGAUCUUCAGACAACAGGUACACGAGCUGCACCGGCUGUACCACGCCCAGAAGCAGCUGAUGAUGCAGCAGGCGCAGACGGCUCCUGCUCCGGCGGUCGUCGACGCCGAGCCGAGACCGAGACCGCCGCAGCUGGAUAUCUGGUGCGGCGAGAGGGCGACAGCAAGUCCUCAGCAGCACAUCAUCAGCUUCCACGAGGCCGCAGCACCUGCGGCUGCGCUGGCCAAGGAAUGCAACCUUGAGCUGACACUGGCGACCGGCCGGGCAAGCAGCAGCAGCAGCAGCGACGCGGAAAGGCGACAGGGAAUAAUAAAGCGGCUCAAGGCGGCGCCGUCCAACUCGGACUCCGGCGCGACCGCGGUGUCGUCCACGUCGACCGACUCCGAGCUGGCGCCGUUCCGGGAGGUGGUGGAGGACGUGGCGACGCCGGUGAGGUUUCGCGGCGAGGUUAGCGGGAGGAGGAGGAUGGACGAGGUGGGGCAGGGUCCGUGGUUGUACCAGCCUCAGCCUGAGUACGGCGUGAUGACGAUGCUGUACUCUACGUCGUAGGAUCUGGGGAUUUGGGGUUAGAGUUGGGAGGGAGACAGCACUGUUUGUGUUUUA
This is a messenger RNA of Zea mays, 937 nucleotides long. RefSeq lists its product as uncharacterized. The record is from RefSeq and is marked validated. The transcript is spliced from 3 exons. Bases 293 to 883 code for a protein of 196 amino acids. Lineage: Eukaryota; Viridiplantae; Streptophyta; Magnoliopsida; Poales; Poaceae.